UCGCUCCUCGUGCACGCUCCUCAUCGGCGACUUCAUCAACAGCGGCAAUGGUUCUCUACGUUGGUACCCCUCUACGGGAGUCUAUAUAAACAGAGGCCUCCUACGGGUCUGAACAUUUUUUCGUUCCUCCUACAACCGCGUCGUGGUGUCUCCUUGUAUUCUCUUUCGUAUUUUUUUGUUUUUAUUUUACCGCGGGAGAAAGAUGGUGCUCGUAACUUGAACGAUCGAGCAUAACACGCGCUACGCUCGAUACCAGCGCGGGAAAGAGAGGAAGACGAGGAUUUUCCUCUUAUUCGUCGUUUUCUUCUUAUAGUUCUUUUUCAUCCUUUUUUACUUUAUUUUAUUAUCAAGUAACGGAAAUCGAAGAAAGAAAAGGACCAGUUUUAUAUAAGCAGUGCCGUUUACACACACAUACACACACAUAUAUAUAUACACACACACACAUAUAUAUGUAUAUAAAUUAUAUGUAUUUUUUGUGUGCAGUGCGGACACAAGUUUUUACGAUUGUUACGGUGCUAUGCUCGAAGUAAAGAUGACAAUUGUGCUGGUUUGUGCGCUGCUGAUCGGCCAGCACGUAGGAGCGGUGGUGAACAAGGCGUUGCCGCAAGCAUCGCCCAGCGAGAAUCCUGAGGAAAAGAAAAAUGAGAUAAAAGCCAACGAAAGAAUAAGCAAUUCUUAUGGACCACCCGCCGACGACUAUGGACCACCGAUUGUAUCGGUGAAUGGUGGUUUCAAUGGACCAGCACCAGUCUACGGACCGCCGUUGAACAUUAAACCUCAUUACGGGCCACCAAAACAAACUUUUGGCCCAACGAAGCUUCACUUUGCUCCGCUAAAACAGCACUUCGGACCGCCACCGCUUUCCUUCCCUUCGUUUAGACCACCAAAACCACAGUAUGGACCACCGUUAAAGUUGAACACGCCUCCACUCGCCGGUUUCCCACCGGUAUCGUCUUUGCCAAAUCAUUUGGGACCCGUUAAGUCUGGACAUGGACCACCCAUUCCUGUAUCCAUCGAAUCUUAUCGACCACGACCCGAACCACUUCCUCUUCCAGUGAAUCCAGAGUAUGGACCACCACCUCCACUUCCACCUCCUCAAUUAUCUAUUCAAUACGAAUUGAGUAACGCUAAUAUUCAUGGACCACCACCUCCACCUCCUGCAGGAGUCCCAGCACCUCCCACUCCACCUGAUAUAAUGUACGAUGGAUGGCAACCCAUAGCUGGACUUGCUAAUCAAAAUCAACAAGGGCCACCGUUGAAACAAUAUUCAUCCUCCGAUGGUCAUCAUCUCAAGUACGUCGAAGAUACGACCAAUCCGAAUGUGCCCAGUGAUUCUUACGGUGUACCCAUCACUAAUCCAGAAGCUCAACAUCUAAAAACUUCCGUCCGUGAAUCCUCUGGCGAUAAAAAUGGAUUGCCUCCACCACCAUUACCAGUGUACGACGGUGAUCAUAAUUCGAAUACUCACGCAUCAUCCUCAUCGUCCUCCUCUUUCCAUUCGGAUCAUCAUCAACACAAUCAUCAGCAAUCGAACUUAAAAUACAACGUUGGAAACUCAGAUUCUCUUUCGAUCGUGAAAACCGUAGGUUUUGAGUUGCUACCCAAUACUGAAUCUUUGACCUCAGAUCUUCAAAGUUUGUCUCACGGAAGCAAUUCUGGUGUUUCCUCGUACGAACAUUCAUCAACGUCCCUAAACAUCGAUGGUGAUUCGAAUUCGGGACAUUCUGUAUUACCAUUGCAAGAACUGGAUGAAUCGUCUCACGAUGCUUCAUUCGGAAAUGGAGAAUCUCACGGAGUUCAUAAUGUCAACGAUAUCACCUUGCAACAACUACCGGGACUGACAUCAGUUAAUUUCGGAAAGGUCAAUGGAAUCGUCGGUGGUUCUUUGCUUCCGCCACCUACUGAUUCCUAUGCAGCACCACCACUCUCUUCAUACUCAUCAGAUGGACCUUAUCCAGCAGCUCAAUCUGGUCGAACUGGACCAACAUUCUCACCGUUUGGACUUUUCGGUACUUCCUUCCAGAAACAUGGCUCGCAUCAUCAUAGAUUUCACGGACACUUUAGAUUACACGGUCCACCUUCAUCACCUCCAGCAUCUUUAAUACCACCUAGAAAUCGAGAACCGAUCAAAUUCCGAGAGCCAAUUCCCAUAGCACUAAUAUCCAAUCUUCAUCGUUACCUUCCGUCGUUACCUCCUAUUGACCUGACAAAGCCACUUAAAUUACACGCUCCUCAUCUAUCGUUCGGCCCUCAGUUACCUAGUUUGAACGCUCCUCUUUCAUUUCAUCAAUCAUCUGAAUCCGAUCAUUCCUUAUCGAACACUUUCUCUAACAGUGGAUCUUUCGGCAAAUUCAAUUCUCACAGUUUGAAUUCUCCAAUGGCUGCACCCAAUGCGCAAUACGGAACUCCAUUAUCCUUCACGGAUUUCAAUACGCCAGCUCCGGUUCCAACUUAUGGUGCACCUAAUUUUGGACCAGCUUCUACAUUUGGUUUCACAUCAAAUGGCUUUGGGACAAAUCUUUAUGACGGAAUAGGAAAUGGUUUGACCAGCGUUUAUGGAACCCCUGUAAUAAAUCCACCUCUAACGAUUACUACUGGUGAUUGUAAUUAUCAGCAGUUCAACAGUGAUACGGAUUUUGGAUUUGACAAGGGUACCAAUCACUUGUUGCCACCUGCUGUUCUUCCAGUGUUACCAAGUUCAACAGGAGAGGAAGAUAAUUCUUUACUCAAAUCACCACCAGCUUUAUCUUCAAUUUCGGAUUCUUUGAAUUCGUAUAUUGCACCACCUGUAAACACGUUAGAUUUGGAGAAUUAUGAGCAACGGAAAGUUGGCUUGAAAGAUAGUUAUGGAAAUCCAAUAGGAGUUUCUUAUGAAUCAUCGAAUCAAGCGAUUGAUUCGGACGUUCAAAGUAAUGAUCACGUUCACUCGUCGACUGCCGGAGUGACGAAUAUUUUAUCUCUUUCCUCUUCCUCCUCCUCAUCAUCAUCUUCUUCCUCUUCUUCCUCUUCCUCUUCUUCUUCUUCUUCUUCUUCUUCUUCAUAUUCCGGUCCAUCCCAAAGUUCUUUCUCUCCUGGAAUAUCCUUGCACCAACAUGGAACCUCUGCCGAGGCCUUAACAGCUAGCUUAACGGCUCAAGGUUAUGGCGAAUCUAAGAGUCUUAGCUCGAACGAGGUAGAUGCUAGUCAAUACUUGAAGACUGAUGAAGGUAGUCAAGCAUUAGCUCUAGCACAAGGUCUGACUGCUGAUGGUCCAAAUGGCUUUCAAAUUCAGGGAUCAAAAGGCACGUACACUCUACAGAUUCAACCUGCUGAUGGUGGAUUAGGAACGGAAAAUUCUGACGGUAGCAUAAGACACGAUCAGGUUCUUUCAAAUGGCCUUCUUCAAGAUAUUCUUGCGGCGAUCGAGCAACCAGAUCAAGGUCGAGUUGAACUUCAAGGUCCACCUCAAUCUCAACCAUUAGAAGAAGUUCACAAUGAUCAAUUGUCUGGAUCUAAUAGCAUCUCUCAUCAGAAUGGACAUUAUAUCACGGUUCAAAAUAAGGAGGACGAAGAAAUAAAUCAACUUAUCCGACAAGUCAGCGAUAGAAGUGGUCAAUCAUCCGAUAACGAUGAAAGAAAUUCAUCUAAAAGCGAAGCAAUCGCUUUGUUCUUUAAUAAUCAAUAUGUGGAUAACACGAGAAAGGAUACGAGAUCUGUGAGCAAAGCGGAGAAACAAGCGAAUACUUCGAUCUCCGUGAAGAAUUAAUAAAGUGAAAUGAUAUCUACCUGAACUUUUUCGUGAAAUAGUGUGCCUGUGAAAAUUAUCUAAAUACGUGUUAAGAAAAAAUUGUGUCGUUACUAUCGAUAUCAAGUUAUGCUCUAAUUUAGAUUCUUUUUAAAGAUAUUUAUCGAAACUAAAACUCUGUGUUAGAUUUUAGAUUUAUGGUGCUCCGUCAUUGUCUUUGAUCGUGUUCGAAGAUCAAAGAUAUCCUAAAGGAAUAAGAAGACGUGCUUCGUUCGUAGCAGAAACUAAACGAGAAACACGAUAGUCGCUGAUCGAUUCGUAUUAAACGCGUCGUUGAAAUACCACUUGAAGUAAUCCGAGUAGAACGUGAGAGAAGUGAGAAAAGAAUCGAGGAGGAGUUUGUUCAACACUCUUUCUCGUUUGCCUUUGGAAAAAGGGAAAGUGAUAAUUACGCGUUGGCUAAUGUAUCGAUAACAGGUUAUUAGAAGAAUAAUCUGCUUACUUAAGAAUAUCGCACCUCGAGUUACUCGGGUGUUACGAGUGUUCUUAGAAAGUUUAGAGUAUCAUUAUCGUUCUAAUACCAUUCUUUAUUUAUUUUCUUUCUUUCUUUGCCGAGAGAUUUUGAGAAAGGAGGUUCUAUUAUCAGGGCAAACUUAAUUGCAAUAUAGUAAAGAUUAAAGAUGCUCCAAAGUGUGGCCUGAAACUAACUUGUCUCCUCUUUAAUACAUUUAUCUAUUCUAGGUCAAAUAAUAGAGAAGCUAUGUGUAGAGAAAAAAAGAAAGUUCAUGAUUAAUUAUUAAAGGAGAUUCGUCGAUUCUUCGUUCUCAUUUAAACAUCUGUGAAUUUUGGUGCCCCUCAAAGAAAAGAAGAAAUCGAAAGAUGAAACGAACCGACUUGUGAUCCUUAGGAGAAUCAACUCCAUGUUGUACUUUCGAUCGACGAAUCUAGGUCAUCGGGCUACGGGCUUUGACUCGCCGUAGUGAAAUGUGUGUUACCGUCGCUCUCUAACAUUCGCCAAGUGUACUCCUUCGUUCAAGGUGAAAGUUCAAAAUCUCAGUUAGCAAUCCUUCGAUAAUCGUGAAAAUCGUGUCUCCCGUAAAACAUGUUUUUUCGUUCUAUAAACUCAUUCUUUUUCAACCAAUGCUCAUACACACACAUAUAUAUAUAUAUAUAUGUGUGUGUGUGUUUGUACGUGCAUAUAUAUGUAUGUUUUGCUUAUUUUUAAAAAUUGCAAUGAAUUAUUUUACGAAACUGUGAAAUUUUUGUAUAUUCUCUCGAAAUAGUCAGAAUUCUCAGACAAUUUGUUAUUACAUCCUUCGAUAUCUUUCUUUACGAUGUUGCCCAGCGAAUAGUUAUGCAUAAUUCAGUGAUACAUUUUAGAUGCGUAAAAUAAGUAGAGCGUCUGCUUUUCGAAAAAGACGCUCAUUGUAACGAAGUAUAAUUACGUAGUAACGCUACUACCAAGCCAUAAAGCACGUCCAUUUUGCUCCUAUUUCGCGUGCACCAUAUUUUUUUAUUGAUUAAUUUAUUUUUUUUUUGUACAAAGAGAAGAGAGCUCCGAUACAAAAGGGCCCGAUGUUUGUCCACAACGAGCGAUCAUUGAAAAUCACUCGUCCGAUGUAUACGUCUGUGUGUGUGUGUGUGUAUUUUUUUUUUUUUAUACAUCGCGCGAAUACGCGUGUAAAGACACGAAUACUUUGUAAAUAGACAG
Messenger RNA from Vespa velutina, 5435 nucleotides. Its product is annotated as mucin-4-like. Lineage: Eukaryota; Metazoa; Arthropoda; Insecta; Hymenoptera; Vespidae. The transcript has 2 exons. The record is from RefSeq and is a predicted model, not a curated record. The coding region runs from base 518 to 3745 and encodes 1075 amino acids.